UAAAGAAAACUCCUAAUAUCGAUAUCAAUCGAUCUCCCUCCCUCAGCUGGUCUUCCAAAUCGUGUAGAGAUAAAAGAAAACAGAGCUCGCGUUGUCUUUCUAAUUGAUGAAUGUCGUCUUCCAUGGCUUCUUCGACUGAUCUAAUCGACUCAUCAGGUAAUGGAGAGAUGAAAGAUGUGAAGCUUGUUGAGUCUACUGAUGGUGUUGAUUCUUCCAUGUUACAGACACAAUCACUUGAAGAAAAUGAGAGGAAAGCUCGUGUUGACGCAAUGUGGGAGAAGAUGAAUAAAGGAGUAUCUGUGAAGAAGACACUUAGAGCUAUAUCAAACAAGACUGUUUUAACGGGGACUAAGGAUACUCGAAAAGUUUCUCCGCAGAAGAAUUCCUCUAGCUUGAUGACGUAUUUGGGCUUGGCACAGAAGAAGACGGGUUGUUCUAAUCAGUUUGAGAAAGGGAAGCAACAUAGUCAGCCGCAGAAUGAGACGAGUGAUGAAGCGAAGAGGCUUGCUGCUGCUGCCCUUGCAGCAGUUAAGGAUGCAUCUGCUUUGGCUUCUGCAUCAAGUAAGGGGAAAGUUGAGAUCAGGGAGGUGAGGGACUUUGCAGGUCAAGAUGUAGAAAUAAAGAAGCUUGUAGAUGCGAAUUCAAAGGAAGCAUCUGAAAAGGCGAAAGUGAAUUCAGGACCAGUUUCAGCUGUGGAUGCUGUUCUUGAACAGAUUAAGAAGAAACAGAAGCUUAGUGUGCUGGAUAAAACUAAAAAGGAUUGGGGAGAAUACAAGGAAGAACACAAGGGUGUGGAAGAUGAAUUGGAUACUUACAAGAAGAGUUCAAAUCAAUAUAUCGAUAAACUUUCUUUCUUGCAAAGAGCAGAUUACAGAGAGUUUGAAAGGGAAAGAGAUGCUCGUCUUGCUACUCAUGCUGGCAAAAGGAAAUCAGGCGAUAUGCAAGAGGAUGAUGAUCAUCCAUGAUAUUGUCAAUAUUUCUCUAGUAUUAUUUACUUUUAGAUUCCAUCUGAAUUCUCAACUAGGCGAUAAAUUUGGCAAAUUAAGCGUUUUUCUCAAUGAAGUGAUUCUUUGUGGAUUGUUUGUCCUA
This is a messenger RNA of Impatiens glandulifera, 1089 nucleotides long. Its product is annotated as craniofacial development protein 1. The record is from RefSeq and is a predicted model, not a curated record. The transcript is spliced from 5 exons. Bases 111 to 965 code for a protein of 284 amino acids. Lineage: Eukaryota; Viridiplantae; Streptophyta; Magnoliopsida; Ericales; Balsaminaceae.